AUAUAUUUGGCGCCAAAACCUAUUAAUAUUAGCCACACUUCCCGCCGUAAGAGCUUCUCCUCUCCAUUUAAAAUAUCCGAGGGCGAAAUAGAAAAACUGAGUGGCGUGAAAAAAAAAAUGGAAAAGGAGAAUAAUUACUGGCUACUGAAAACGGAGGCGGGGGAGUGGUCGUGGGACGAUCAGGCGGCGAACGGAGGCCUGUCGAAGUGGGACGGUGUGAAGAACAAGCAGGCGCAGAAGUACAUGAAGUCCAUGGCCGCGGGGGACUUGUGCUUCUUCUAUCACUCCGGCGCCAAGUUCCGCCGCGUGGUCGGAGUGGUCGAGGUCGUGCGGGAGUGGUACGAGGAGGAGGAGGAGGGCGGCGGCGUGGUGGACGUGAAGGCGGUGGGGGAGAUGGCAACAGCGGUGGGCUUGGCGGAGAUGAAAAAGGAGUUGAAAGGGGUGGAGUUCUUGCUGUUCCGGCAGCCCAGGUUGUCGGUUUUGCCGGUGGUGAAAGAAGUUUGGGAUAGGAUUUGUGAAAUGGGCGGUGGAUACGAGGGAGAUGGCGGCGGUGGUGGUGGUGAUGACAGUGAAGAUUAAGUGUUUGAUGCUUUGCCUCAAUGGAGGUUGGUGGGUGAAUAGUUCAAUUUCACCAACUCUUUUUGUUGCCCAUAGCCCAUUGGGCAUUUGUAAAGCGGUUGUUGGGCCUAUGGUGGAUAAACCAAUAAUUGAUUAAUAGUUCAAUUUUGUUUAAU
Molecule: messenger RNA, 734 nt
Organism: Erythranthe guttata (spotted monkey flower)
Lineage: Eukaryota; Viridiplantae; Streptophyta; Magnoliopsida; Lamiales; Phrymaceae
Product: thymocyte nuclear-like protein
Cellular component (GO): nucleus
Source: RefSeq, a predicted model, not a curated record